Xiphophorus maculatus (southern platyfish) is the source of this 1528-nucleotide messenger RNA. RefSeq names its product proteasome subunit beta type-8-like (gene psmb8a). Gene Ontology annotation, molecular function: threonine-type endopeptidase activity. Gene Ontology annotation, cellular component: proteasome core complex. Lineage: Eukaryota; Metazoa; Chordata; Actinopteri; Cyprinodontiformes; Poeciliidae. The transcript is spliced from 6 exons. The record is from RefSeq and is a predicted model, not a curated record. The coding region runs from base 139 to 966 and encodes 275 amino acids.
UUCUUUCACUUUCGGAUUCUUUGUCACGUAUGAGGAAACAAUCCACGGAGCUGUGAACUGCCGACGUUGUUUCAGAAAAUAUUAAAACCUGUAACAAUAUAAAGUUGCGUUAUAAUCUAAUAUUCUGACAGAAAUAUAAUGGCUCUUGUUGAAGUUAGUGGUUUGAAACCUUUUUCUGAAACCAGUGGGCAGAUUUUCGGAACCAGACAAACGCAUCUCGUUGACCGAACUAAUCAUUACAGUUUUGGAUCCUCAGUUCGGGAAUUUGCUGUUCCGGUGGGAGAAGAGCCUUCAGGGUUUCUGACCUCCUGUAACAAGGAGGGAGGGGUGAAUAUUGAGAUGAACCACGGAACGACCACCCUGGCCUUCAAGUUCAGACAUGGAGUCAUCGUGGCCGUGGACUCCAGAGCUUCAGCUGGACGAUACCUGGCAUCCAAUGAUGUUAACAAAGUCAUAGAGAUCAACCCAUACCUCUUGGGCACCAUGUCAGGAAGCGCUGCAGACUGCCAGUACUGGGAGAGACUCCUCGCUAAGGAAUGCAGGCUCUACAGGUUGAGGAACAACCAUCGGAUCUCUGUAGCUGCUGCUUCUAAGCUUUUAUGUAACAUGAUGCUGGGCUACAAAGGCAUGGGCCUUUCUGUGGGGAGCAUGAUCUGUGGAUGGGACAAAGAGGGCCCUGGGCUGUACUACGUGGAUGAGAAUGGGAAUCGUCUGUCUGGCCGGAUGUUCUCUACUGGGUGUGGAAACAGCUACGCCUAUGGAGUGGUGGACAGCGGUUACAGAGAAGACAUGACAGUGGAGGAGGCGUAUGAACUCGGCCGUCGAGGCAUCGCUCAUGCUACUCACAGGGAUGCUUACUCUGGUGGAGUGGUGAACAUGUACCACAUGAAAGAAGACGGCUGGAUUAAAGUAUGUAAAGAGGAUGUCUCAGAGCUGAUCCAUCGCUACAGAGAGGGAAUGUUCUGAAUAACCACUGAAACCUGGAUCAUGUGCAACUUAAAUUACUAUUGCAGUUUGUAACAGUAAUGCAACUUGUUGAAAUAUGAUGCAGUUGUUCAUAUUAAAUGUUUUAUCCACUUAUGACAUUUAGAAAGCAUAUUAUAAUUUUUAUGAUUCGUCAUUAAGUAGAGUACACAAGCUCCAUAUUACUGAUGUUGGAGCAUAAAUCCAUCCAUUUAUGCUCAGAGCUGAUCCAUCGCUACAGUGACAUGGGUCUCAGAAUUUGUGUUGUUGCUGGGAGUGGAUUUGGUUAGAUUGGAUUAAAUUAUAAUUUACAAGAAUUUGUGUUCAGUGAAAUGCCAAGGCUGAGUGAUUUGAAUACCUUUUUUUCCUCUUUGUGAAUUAAAUCAAUAUUUGAAAACGGCUUUUAAAAACUGUAAACUAAAAUCUGUAUGAUGAUCUGAAACAUUUAAGUGGAACAAAAGAAGCAAAAACAAAAGAAAUGCUGAAGGGUGCAUGUGUAAUAAUAUCCAUCUGUCACUGUAAUUUUUUUGUGCAACUUAAAAUAAAGUGGUGGUAAACAAAAUUA